AUGGGCGUGAGAUCCGAACCGGUUAAAAAGUGUGCGUUGUUGCAUUUAGUGAACGUGCGGGCGCAGGUGGACCCGCCGAUGUCGAAACAUAACUUUGGGAACGUGAUAUGGCAAUCGAGGGCGAACCCGGGGGCCGGGGACGACGGCGCUGAGGUUGUUCGGAAAAUGAGGGAUGCGGUGAACGCGGUCGACGGAGGGUAUGUGGCUGGGUUGAAGGGUGGUGAUAAUUUUAUGGAGGAGAAUGCCGGUCUGGUUUGUGAUGAGGGGGUGGUUUGUUUGGGUUUCACGAGCUUGGUUGGGUUUCCCUUUCAUGAGGUGGAUUUCGAGUUUGGAAAGCCGGUUUGGGUCGGGCUGGGCUGGUUUCCGUUGAUGAAUACGGUUUAUUUUCGGGAUGCCAACUUUGGUGGAAUAGAGGUAUUGAUUGUAUUGAGUAAACAUGAUAUGGAGAAAUUUCAAGAGUCAUUUUUUAUGAGUAAGUUGUAA
Salvia hispanica is the source of this 483-nucleotide messenger RNA. Lineage: Eukaryota; Viridiplantae; Streptophyta; Magnoliopsida; Lamiales; Lamiaceae. The record is from RefSeq and is a predicted model, not a curated record.